AUGAAAGGCUGUAUCACCUGCAGAGAGCGCCAUAUUAAAUGCAAUAAACAGUUGCCCACGUGUUUCCAGUGCCGAAGAUCAAAACGGGAGUGUGUCCCAGCAUCGCGGGUACCACUGCGCAUUUCGUUCAACCGUGGGCAGAAAUCGUCCCGCUUAUCGAAUGGCCCGUCGGGCGAUGGAAGGAAAGACUUCCUCUUCAACACAAAUCAAGUGUGGAUUGCCGUACCUGACCACGUCACCUUUCGAGAUGUGACAGACGAUGUUGCUUCCUCAUAUCGGGAAGUUGUAAAGGAGACAACGCCAUCCGCAGCAUCAUAUGGCCAUAUCAGCAUACUCGAAGGAAACACAGGAUCACCGGUGAUGGAAAUCGAACCAGACUACCUUGUUGAGCCCCGAGACCUGCUGGGCCAGUCUGCAACAGGCUUACCGAGCCCCUUGGACGCAUCAGCCUACUCAAUCAGACAAGCUUCGAUCGCGAGCUUCAGCGCUUUGUCGCCUGCUGGCAGUACUCCCAACUCGCAGAGAGAUAGUCGGUCUCAGCCCCUUACGGACCUGGAAGAAGCGCGUCUGUUUCGCCACUUUGGGAGUGUCAUAGCACACUGGCUUGACGCAUGCGAUAAUGAAAGACACUUUGCUACAGAUGUCGUGUCGCGAGCAUCCUCCUCGCCCCUCUUACUCUACGCUUGUUUGUCAAUCUCAGCACUUCAUCUAGCACGCACUGCGCAUACGUUCACAGAGGAGUUGGCAGAAUCCUAUCAUGAGCGGUGUGUCGCUAUUCUAAUUCCUAUGCUCAACCCUCUCGACCACCGUCAGGACCUUGACAUAAUACUUGCCUCAACAGUCAUCCUCCGUUUGUUCGAGCAGAUGUGCUGUAAGAAACCCUCCGACGACUUCCAACGCCAUCUUCGCGGAAGUUCAGCCUUUGUUAAUAGUUGGGUUGACUGCGCCAUUUCCGGCAACCUGACAGAAGCAUCUUUCUGGGUCUUUGUAGGCCAGGAUAUCCAAUACUCACUAUGCGACCAGAGCCCUCUCAGGAUCAACUUCCAUUUUUUCAACGACAAGCUCCAGCAGGUCUGGCAAGCCGAAAGUUCACCACCAGAGCGGAGUUGGGCUCGUAGAGCCAUAUGGCUUCUUGCAGAAAUCGUUCAAUACUGCUAUUCGGAUAACAAGAAGAGUGCAGAAGAACACGAGUCAUUGCGGGUUCGGCUCGAGGACUGGGAGAAUAUGAAACCGGACAGCUUUUCGCCAUUGUUCCAUGCGGAAGCGGAUCCGGUAGGGGGAUCACCGUUUCCGACAAUCUUGUAUACACACUCCUGGCAUGCCAAAGAUGUGGAUCCCAUGCUGAAGCGAAGCCAGGCACAAUUCGAUCACUAUGCAAGCAUCUUAUUUGGUGCAGCGCUUUCUUCGAAUGAAGCACAUGUUCGCUUUACCGCAUGCCACGCUCUUUGCGCAAGUGGUCCUUUGAUCAAAGACCCGCACUGUCAGAUGGCGCUCUUGAGACUCAUCCGCGAAACGGAAGAAGAGCAUGGCUGGCCGUGGACAUAUAUCAUAGGAGAGUUGACGGAUGAUUGGGGAUUGAUGCCCAUCUUCUUCCUCAAGGUGUUGAAGUCCUGUGUCCCAAACCGCCUGCUCAUCUCCUGGCCAGCCCACACAGUCACAGCACUGAUCCACGGCAAACAAGUCUUAUUGCCCUCACCCUUCCACCUGCCGCCGAACCCCUUAUCCGCCGCAAAUAUUGGCAUAGCCCCAGCGGGGUCCAACAUUCUCAUUGCAUGCCAUGAGCGCCAACUCGGCAAUGUCGAGGAAGAGAACAUCGCCGGGGUGUCGCAACCAGCCCAACCGGUCGUGCGAAACUUCAAUCUUGCCAAGGUCGAGUUCUUAUCCAAGGGAACGUCCCACAGCAAGAUCCACGUGGCGCUCAACUUCGCGGCACGGACGGCACCCUCAAGAAAAUAUGCGCCGCCGACGGACUUGUAUAACGCCAAUGGAGUCAUGAAUGCCGCCGUUGUGCCGCACCUUGUCGACGAAGUGCUCGCGAACGAAGUGGCCGGCACGGAUGGCUGCGCGGAGGUAGAUUCCAUGGGUGCCGGCGAGAGCAUCGAUGAUGGGUUUGCGAUGCUCAUAGAGCGGGCCCAUCAGGCGCUGCAGGUCGGACGUGUUCUGCGCGUAGGCGAGUGGGAGAAGCAGGCCUGUCCACCAGGAGUCGUGGCGUUGGAGGUCCAUGUUGUAAAGGCCGUGAGUGAAGCCGAAGGGAGACUGGGAGGCGAUGCGGACGUAGAAGUCAAUGACCUUGAGGGCCUUUUCGUAGCCUUCGGUUCCCGGUUGGGAUCCUUGCAGCAGAUUUGA
Messenger RNA from Penicillium canariense, 2346 nucleotides. Its product is annotated as Zn(II)2Cys6 transcription factor domain-containing protein. Gene Ontology annotation, biological process: positive regulation of transcription by RNA polymerase II. The coding region runs from base 1 to 2346 and encodes 781 amino acids. NCBI's taxonomy places the organism in Eukaryota, Fungi, Ascomycota, Eurotiomycetes, Eurotiales, Aspergillaceae. The record is from RefSeq and is a predicted model, not a curated record. Gene Ontology annotation, cellular component: nucleus. Gene Ontology annotation, molecular function: transcription cis-regulatory region binding; DNA-binding transcription factor activity, RNA polymerase II-specific; zinc ion binding. The transcript has 13 exons.